GGGCCACAUCGCAGCCUGGGCACCUGCCCCGCGCAGCCCCAGGUGCCCCGUGCGCGCCGCUCUCACCUGCCGAGCCGCGGAGGCGCGGGGAGGGCCCCCGGGAGCCCGGAGCGGGGCCGCGAGAUGGACUCGGUGGUUUUUGAGGAUGUGGUUGUGGACUUCACCCCGGAGGAGUGGGCUUUGCUGGAUUGUGCUCAGAGGAGGCUCUACAGAGAUGUGAUGCGGGAGACCUGCAGGAACCUGACUUCAGUGGGUGAAAACUGGAAAUGCCAUGGUAUUGAAGAUCAGCACAAGAACCUGGGGACAUGUAUGAGGUGUCAUGCGGUGGAGAUACUCUCAGAAAAUAAUGGAACUAAUCAAUGUGGAGAAACCAACCAGAUUUCAAAUUUUAUAUUGCAUAAGAAACUUUCUACUGGAGUAAUAAAGUCCUAUGAAUACAUUAAGUUUGAAAAAGCCAUCAUGGAUACUACAUCCCUAAAGAGUCCCAUAACAUCACUUCAACAUGGACAGAAAUCCCAUCGAUGUAAGGAAUGUGGGAGAACUUUUAUUUGUUACUCAUCAUUUAGGGCACACAUAAGAGCUCACACUGAAGAGAAACCGUACACAUGUAAGGAAUGUGGAAAAGCCUUUAUAUACUUCUCCAAACUUAGGGUUCAUAUAAGAACCCACACUGGAGAGAAGCCUUAUGAAUGUGAAAAGUGUGGGAAAACCUUCAGAUCUCCCUCAAACCUCUGGACACAUAGGGAAACUCAUACUGUUGAGAAACCCUAUGCCUGUAGAGAAUGUAAUAAAUCCUUCUCUUCUCCCUUGUCUCAGAAAACAUGCGAAGGUUCACAGUGCAAAGCCUACGAAUGUAAGGAAUGUGGGAAAGCCUUUCUUCAUCCUUUUUACCUGAUCAUACAUGCAAGAAUGCACACUGGAGAGAAAGCCUAUAAACGUGUGGAAUGUGGGAAGGCCUACAGCUGGCCCUCUGACCUCAGGAUUCACAUGAGAACACACUCUGGAGAAAAGCCUUAUGAAUGUAAACAAUGAAAAAAAAAUGAAUGUAAACAAUGCGGGAAAUCCUUCAGCUCCCCUUCAUCGUUUAAGGGACAUUUGCGAACUCACACAGGAGAAAAACCAUAUGCAUGUAAUGAAUGUGGAAAAGCCUUCAGCAGUCUCUCAUACUUUAGAACACACGUGAGGAUUCACACUGGAGAGAAACCCUAUAUAUGUAAGCAAUGUGGGAAAGCUUUCAGUUGGUCAUCAUCAUUUCGAGGACAUUUGAGAACUCACAGUAGAGAGAAACCCUAUAAGUGUAAGCAAUGUGGUAAAGCCUUCAGUAGACUCACAUCCCUACAAAGACAUGUGAGAAUUCACAGUGGGGAGAAACUCUAAAUGUAAGCAGUGUGGGAAAGACCUCUGUGGUACCUUAUCCUUAAAAAAAAAAAAAAAAAGACAUGGAAACCCUAACAGGAGGGAAACCUUAUGUCA
Molecule: messenger RNA, 1473 nt
Organism: Canis lupus familiaris (dog)
Lineage: Eukaryota; Metazoa; Chordata; Mammalia; Carnivora; Canidae
Product: zinc finger protein 77-like
Exons: 4
Coding region: 124-1032 (302 amino acids)
Biological process (GO): negative regulation of transcription by RNA polymerase II
Molecular function (GO): DNA-binding transcription repressor activity, RNA polymerase II-specific
Source: RefSeq, a predicted model, not a curated record